Messenger RNA from Penaeus chinensis, 7813 nucleotides. RefSeq names its product protein BTG3-like. The coding region runs from base 343 to 1305 and encodes 320 amino acids. The record is from RefSeq and is a predicted model, not a curated record. NCBI's taxonomy places the organism in Eukaryota, Metazoa, Arthropoda, Malacostraca, Decapoda, Penaeidae. Gene Ontology annotation, biological process: negative regulation of cell population proliferation; negative regulation of mitotic cell cycle. The transcript is spliced from 4 exons. Gene Ontology annotation, cellular component: nucleus; cytoplasm.
UUUAGUGAUGAGAAGGAAGUUUGGUCUUUAUAUAUAUUUUUUAACUUUUAUCUCAAACCAAGUAUUUUUAUCAUUGAAGUUUCAUCAGUGAUUUAAUUUACAGUGUAAUUUAUUAAGUAGAAAAAAUAUAUGGCAAGUGUAUUCUGCAUUUGAAUUGAAUUUCACAGAAUAUAUACCAUAUAUUUAUGUGGAAAGAAGGCAGCAGUGGGAGAGAGGGACUGAAGAACUUUAGGUGCCUAGAAUAACUUUGCCAUUUAUUUUUCCUUUACCCCAUGAGUUUAACCCAUUACCUGAAAGAGAACCAGCUGAUCAUUACCCAGAAACCCACUGCCACACCACACAAUGAAAGAAGAGAUAUCCGCAGCAGUUCUUUUCAUCUCCAAAUUAAUCAGCCGAAAUGAAAACGUAAAUGACGAGAGGAUGGCCAAGUUCGAGCAGAGAUUGGGAGAACUGUUGCAGGAACGGUUUAGCAAUCACUGGCACCCCGAGCGUCCCUGGAGAGGUCAAGGUUACAGGUGUUUACGAGUGAAUGAGAAUUCAAGAAAAGAGCCGACGAUAGAACGUGCGGCAAGGGAAUGUGGCUUGAAGUAUGUGGACUUGAAUCUUCCAGUUGAGUUAACCAUUUGGGUUGAUCCUGAGGAAGUGUGUUGUCGGUUUGGUGAACAGAAAGGCUCGUGUUGCACCGUUGCUUCGUUCAGGGAGGGAAAUAAGGAAAACUACAUUGAGAAGUUUGACUUUUCCAAAAUUGAACGUCCAAAUUCAACUCCAUCGGGCAUGUCAAAGCCUUCGGAAGUACUGAAGGAGAGAACCUUCAAUACCAGCAACAACAUGAGUCCUCCAUCAAGUACCCAAUCCACACCCACCAAGAAGAAAUCCUAUAGUCCAACUCAUACAGGGUUUGGUUUGAAAAACCAGACCUCUCCAGGUAGAAAUAACAUGAUGAAUAACCGUGAUAGAAGACCCUUUGGAAAUCACCAUAAUCAUUACAGCAACAACCAUCAAAACCACCACAACAGCCACCCCCAGAGUGGAUCGUACUCGCCACCUUUCUUCAAGACGCAAUCAUGGCUUAACCUGAGUCAGACUCCCCCACCACCUCCUCCUCCUCAUUUGCCCCUCUUCAGUUCUACUGGUUUCAUCUACCCUCCUGCAGCACCUCCACACUACACCCAUGCCCACUCUGGCCCUCAUUUCCCACGCUCUCCUCCAAACAUGGGUCCCCAGAAAUUCAAAUGGAAUAGCGGUAACUUCCCUCGUAACGACCGGCACCCGUGGUUUGGCCACAGAGCUUUGGCACGGGUGUAAAAUUGAUAAUUUGUCUGCGGGGGGCACUUGGGGCUUUUGAGAAAAUGGUUGUUGGAAUGAGCUUACCUACUGGCUUAGUGAACAUAUCCUUUAUAGAUAUUACCAUGUGAUAGAUAUAGCAUUAUAGAUAUUAUCUUAAUUGUUGACUAAUUCACAGUAGAUCGAUCUCACUAGAAUUAAUUUCUCGAUGUUUUGAGGUAGAUUUUUGCUGAACAGGUAAUUUGGAUGCACCAGAAUAAUGUGCUUUUUCAUCCUUUAUAUUUUUUUCCUUCUUUUAUUUUAUUAUUAUUAUAUUUUUCUUCCCUCCAAGUGCCCCUUGUGAUAUUACCCAAAACUGAACACAUGAAUAUUUGUAUUAUAUGCAUGUGUCUGUGGAGGGGAGGAAGGCACCUUGAGCAAGUUCAGUACAGAUUUAAAAGAAUUUUGAAAGAAAAGACUGGGCUUUUGAGUAUUAAUGACAUUUUUAACUCUUAAAGAUAAACAGGUGAGGAUUUUUUUCUUGUAUUUUAGAAAUUUGAGGCUCCGCUAUAGAAGAGUGAUAGUUGAUCUACAAAGUGCAUUUGCAGAGAGUAGUAUACAUUAUAGCUUUAUACCAGGUGGAAUAUAAUCACAGGAGUGGUGCUCUCAGUGUAAGGCUUUAAGUUAGGAAUUCUCUUUUGGAUAAUUUCCAAAAAUUAUACCAAGGCAUGUAAAGAGUUUUAGUUUGGAAAAUGCUCAAGCGUGCCUGCUCAACUGUGAUUCCAUAGUCGGCCGACCCUUGUUACACAGAGUUCAAAGGAAUACGAGUGAGGCAAGACCUUCAUUUACCUUCUCAUAAAGCAGGUACCUGCAGUUUUAGGAAAGGUCCCACUUACACACACAUAAAAAAAAGAAAAGAAAAAAUCAAUGCAUCAUAGAUUCAGAAGUAAUUUAUUUAAAAAGCACUUUAUACCUCAUUGAGAAUGGACCAGUAUUUUUGGGUAUUAUCCCUGGUAUUAUGAACAAAUAUUGAUAUAAAAAAUGAUGAAAAGAUGCCCAGACACAUUCUCAGGAGCUUGUGCACAAAACUGUAGUGAUUUACCUCAACACCUUUACCUUGCUGUUUAUACCAGAUUGCUUGAUAAGGACAAAUUAUUAAUGAAAUGGAAAUAUGUUUAUAUUCUGUGUAAUAGUAGUAUGGGCACUUUCAGAGAUUAAGACUACUUUGACCCCUUUGCUUAAAGUGUCGUAGAUUUCAAUAUAGUUAAUUGUGAUGAUGCAUAUUAUGAUUUGCUGUGUCUGUGGGACGUGCAGUAAAUACUCUAUGAAUUUUUUGCCAUUAUUGCACAUAUUAUCAAAAAACUAUUGUUUAAGUAUUACAAUUUAUGUAUAUAAACAGAUAUAUAUAUAAAGUAUAUAUAAAGAGAGCAUGAUUGAAAAAUAUGAGAAGAAAAAAAAAAAAUGUAUGAUCAUAUUUCACACCUCAGUAGUGCUAAUGCUUUUUUCUGCUAGUCUUCUCUUCCUGCCCAACUAUUUUAGUUGAAAAACAUUCAUGAUUCCUUGUGAAUUCUGAAAUGUUUGUUUUGGUGAAUUGGUGCUUGAUAAUAUUUCCCCUAGAAAUAUGUAUUGAUUGUCCAGGUUCUUUGCAGCUAAUCACAAUAUCAUUUAUUAAAAAAAAAAAUGGGAAUUAAAAAAAAUAUAUAUUUAUAUAAUGGAUUAUUUUUAAUUAUAUUUUAUGUAAUGAUAUUUGAUGACGGUAGUUUAAUUAAUUUGUUAGGUUCUGUGCUAGAGAAAGAAAGAUACAUUGAACAUUACGUUGUUCACAUUAUGUUGAUUUGGUAGAUUAGUAUUUUUCAUUACCAUUUCCGACAACCAAAGUUAUGAAACUGACAAAGAAAAUAUCCAGAUUACACUGACACAGACAUUCAUGUUCACACACAUACAAAUGCAUACAUUCUCAAGUAUUUACUUAGCUAGAAUGCUAUAUAUAUGUUGAGGUUUUAUGCUUAUAAAUUUAUUGAAGAACAGGAACUUUUAUUUAUAUUUUGUAUAGGACCCUCUGGUAUUAGAAUAUUAAAAUGAACAGAUAUAUUUAUUAUAUUUCAUUGUUGUAAGGAAACAUUGCUCAGAAUGUAAGCUUAGUCCAGUAAACUUCACCUGAGAAAAACCAUUAACAAACAUUUCCCGUCCAUUCAUUCUAGUGGUUCUCAUGGGCUUAGGCUUAGAAUAUUACUUAAGCACAUAGUCUUGUAAAUUCCCUCUACCCACCUGACCCCUUAUGAAAAACUGUUUGGAAAAAGAAAAGGUACAGCGAAGCAAGAAAAGUCAAAUGGUUUUUAGAUCCUUUUCCCCAUAGACCUUCCUGGAAUUCUCAGUUAAGCCUUGCCCUACAAGUGCCAUAUGGAUGAUCUGCUUUUCUUACAAAGGUGGCGUGACAUGAGUUCUAACUGUUAAGUGUCGUCAAAGCACAAAUUUUUCAUAAUUUUUGUUGUUGAGAAUUGUUAUUGAUGGAUAGGUCUCUCAACAUAUUGUGGAAAAUGUACAAUAGUUCUCCCCUUUUCCCCUGAAGGUAUUUGUAAUUUAUUAUCAGUGCAUUGUAUGUGUAAAUGGUAGUUUGAUAAGGUACCGCACUUUCUCACUGAGCAGAUAAUAUUCACAAUAUCCAGAUUUUUGGUAUCCUAUGUAUUGAAUUAUUGUUUUACACAUUUGUAAGGAAAGUAAGAAAUAAUUUAUUUUCUCCCUCCCCCCUUUACAAGAAUUUUGCAAUGUUAUUGAUAGAGGAUUGAAUUGUAGGUUUCAAGUAUUUAUUCUUUUUUGCCUAUGCUUAAUAAUGCACAACAUAGAUGUAUAAUGUAUUUCAGAUUGCAACUUUUUGUUUUAAUUUUUUUCCAAAAUUAUUUUCCAAUCCCAUGUGAUGGUGUGCAUUUUGAGGCUUCAUCAGUAUAUUGAUCAUGUGUGUUCUGUCCGCGUAGUUAGAAGGGCCUCCCGUUUUCCAUUGGGACCUGCACCUCGCAUCCCAAGCCUUUAGGGUGACGUGGGUGCUUCGAGAAAUGAUUAUGGUAAGGGUUGGGUUAUUCUAGUGGAAUGUUGUAGACCAUAUGUUUAGUUAGGAAAUUUAAUCGGUGGAUAGUACUACAUAAACUUUGAAAAAACAUAUUUUUGAAGGUUGUGUAAAGGAAUAAUUCUAGCAAAAAUAUCAUUUUAAUAUUACCCAUAGUGAUACUUACAAAUAGACAUCUUUGUGGUAGAACUCGACAUUUUCUUGGAUUUUGGCAAAUAAUUGUGUUAACUUUUACCUCUCAUAAGAUGUAAUCUAAAACAGAAAGUAAUAUUACAGAUAGUACAAAGUACAACUUAUUUAUUGAAUUCCAAGGAAGGUGGACGAGAUUCUUCUUGAACCCUUUUUCAAGCUGUAGACAUGAACAUAGAUAAGACUAACAUAGUAUUAAACAUCAAUAUGAAGCUUGACAUGGGAAUGAUAAUGACCACAGUUGUUUCUCUACAGUUAAUAUAUUGUUGAAUUUCAGUAUUUUAUUUGGUUCAAGAUAGAAUGUACUAAUAUUAUAUAGUUAGUCAUAAAAUUGCUAUUAUGAAAGGAAUAGUGUGUAAACUUUAUCCUUUAAUCUUUUCAAGGCUGCAUAGGUAUGUCUGUAAUACAAAAUUUGUAUCAGUAUCUAAGCCUGCAGUAACUGCCUGUUACAGUUCUUGCAAAAGUGGCACAUACCUCUAAUGUCAUGUUGUGGUGCUCGAGUUAGAGGUGUUGUUCUGCUUGUACUCAUCUUAAUCUCCAGACAUUAGGUAUAGUGCUUCGUGUUUUGAUUUCUGUAUUUUACCAUGUAAUAUGAAUGGUAAUGCUAUUAUUUCAAUUUCUUAAGUGAUUGCAUCUCUGUCCUGUGUAAUUGCUCUGAUUACAAAGUCACUCUCCUAACAUAUUGGCUUUUUGAUGAAGAGGUACGUUUUGCUCAAAAGUGUUCCUUGAUGUUUGGUCUUGAAAUAUUUGUAUAUUACUCUGGUCACAAGUUGCAUGCCAAAAUAUUUGAUCAUAUAUCUUUAUUUACCAACUAAUAAGUGGAUCUUUGUUUAGAAAAGAGUGCCUGUUUUGUUGAUUGAUUUGGUUUGGCAAAGUGAUUUAUUUUAAGUGAAUGUGAUAGUUUUUUACCAAGAGCAAAACAAACAGAAGGAGUUGGCCUUGUAAACUCCUGGGGGUCGCCUAGUGUGACCGCCUGUCAGUGUAGUUUACUAACAUGUACUAACAGAUGCAGGUUGUUUGCUGAUUUGCCAGUACUAACGGUUACUAACAUGGAUUAAUCUCAAAUUUCUCUUUUGAAUGUGUGUGUAAGUGUGUGCUUAGUUAGACCUCUGAUUCAACAUUUUGUUUGUGGAUUGUAAAAGUUAGGUAUAAAUUAUUGAUUUCAUUCUUUUGUACCUGUUUUGAAAAUGACUAGAAUUAUAGGGACCAAGGUGAUCCAUUCUCUGGUAAUCAGAGGCUAUUUUGCUUGCUGUUAAACAGUGGAGGUAAUUCAUCUAACCAGUAAUCACCUGAUUUGAAUAAUGGCAAAUAGCGAGUGAGAUUUUUUUCUGUUGGUGGAUUAAAAAAAAAAAAAAAAAUAUUGAAUAGGAAUAAGAAGCUUUUGUUUUGCUCUUGGGCUAAUUCCUUCCAUCCAGUAUUUUGAAAUUGUUUAAUUAACUUGGGCAGUUUUGUUCUGUCUUGAGGCUUUUUGUAGUAACAUGCAUAUCUUUUCUGGUGAAGGUCCAAACGAUAAACAUGUUUACAUGUUUUGGAGGCUUACGUAUGAGUAAUACUUAUGUACCAGGAUGUACGAGUAAUAACAUAGUUAUUAUUGGUAUGGCAUUGUACCUGUAAGACAAUUUAUGCUUUACAGUGUUUUGGUGUUUCUUUUUUGUAGGUUUUCUUUAAGACUUGUGCCAGAAGCUACAGCAUUUCCUUUUUCUUUGUUUUAUUUAUAUCUUUAUUCUUGUUUCUUUUCUAUUUCUUUUGAGGUAUUUGCAAUAUUCUUUGGUUACUGUUAAAUGCUUUGCACUUUUAAGAUUCUCUGUUCAUCCAGAUAAAAUGUGAUCAGUUCCUUAGUUAUAUUUAUUACAGAUUUACACUUGGUAUUAAAAUUGAAGUCAAGCUUCAUGAAUUGGGUGCUAGAAAAAAAAUGUUUGUAGAUGGCAGAAAUACUCUUCUCCAUAGCAUUCACAAUGUUAUAACAAAAUUUACAUGCAACUCUUGAGUUCACCUGAUGUAUCAAGAUAUGUGAAGUAUCCAGUAGCUGUUAACAUGACGGGUAGGAAGCUAAUAGGACUUCAAUAUAAUCUUCCUAAAUUCAUGGUUAUGUUGUUUCCUCAAAAUUAUAUUUUAUAUGACAUCUUGUUUAUGAUAUGUUCAUGUUUUUCAUUGUGAACACAAGUGUUGUCAGUCCAGUCCAGCCUCUCUUAAUGUUGUAUUAUUUCUUUUAAAACAAUAAUGUACAGUAAUUUCUUCUUUAUUUAAGAAUAGGUCAUUGUUUGCCUUUUUAUUUUCAGUUUUGUUUUUUUGUUUUGUUUUUUUUACAAGUGUAUAUUCAGUUGAACGAUUUGUAAUAAUUUGAAAACUUAAAGUUAUGAGCAUCUCUUUGAAACAUUCCAUAAUGAGGGUUGUACUAUCCUAUAUGUAGAUGCUGUUUUUAACUGAAUGAAUGAAAUGUAUAUAGGUUUAUUUCUUACAGAAAUUGUGUGUAUAUACUGAAGUUAUUUUUUCAUAUUUUUCCGUGGCUCAUAAUGUGUGCUGAAACAUGUAAUAUCAGGGGCCCAUGGCUUAUUUUCGACAACAUUAACUUGAAUUGUAAUGUCUGUAGAUGAUGGAAAACAAUUUAAUGGUACCAACCCCUGUAGUGCUGUUGUCUUAACUCUAGUCAAAAGUUCUGCUCGUGGUGCAGUUCUCUUUUGUUAAUCACUUUUAAGAGGCUGGUGUGCCUACAUUGUAAGGGUAUCAAAUGAAUUUCUGAAGGUAAUGUAAUAUACCAAGUUGGUGGAUAACAACUUCAUGUUAAAAAUCUGUUGUUUUGAAUGUUGAUUUUUCAUAAUUUAACUAGGAAGUCUUUUUUUUUUUACAUUAGUAGAUAACUUAAGCCUAUAAAUUACUUAUAUUUUUGUUUAGAGGGGUGCAGUGUUGACUUGUUAGAUCCUUAUUGUCAAAUGAAUGGAUGCUGAAGAAUAUUUCUCUAUUCACUGACUUAGAUCAGGUGAACUCGUGAGUUAAUGAUAUGGUUAGUAACAACUGCUGCAGACUGUGUGACAUUGAUCAGUAGAAAUCUAUGCCAAAAGAAAAUUAAUUGUGCAGCAUUUGAGACAGAACGAAAUUUCUGAAAUAUAAUGAUAAAACCUCAAAAGGUUAUCAAAGAUUGGGGCCACAAUCUUGAGACUUUGCAGGUAUGCUGUAGACUUCUUCUUGCUCCCUCUUCAGAAGUUAAUGUUAUUAUUGAUGUAAUAAAGGAAUGUAUUUUAGGUAAAUAGCAACAUUUAUAUUUCUCAGAAAAUUUAAUUGUACAGUUUUUAUUGCAUUGCA